This is a messenger RNA of Pestalotiopsis fici W106-1, 3015 nucleotides long. RefSeq lists its product as uncharacterized. The record is from RefSeq and is a predicted model, not a curated record. The transcript is spliced from 3 exons. Gene Ontology annotation, molecular function: DNA-binding transcription factor activity, RNA polymerase II-specific; zinc ion binding; DNA binding. Bases 1 to 3015 code for a protein of 1004 amino acids. Gene Ontology annotation, biological process: DNA-templated transcription; regulation of DNA-templated transcription. NCBI's taxonomy places the organism in Eukaryota, Fungi, Ascomycota, Sordariomycetes, Amphisphaeriales, Sporocadaceae.
AUGGCUACCGAGUCUCCUCACGACGGUUCUAGUCCGAUGGAGGCUUCUCCCGACUACGAGCCUGACCCCAAUCAUGACUCCUCCAACACGCCCGCCAAUUCCACCCCUCGCGAUGCUCCCGGCGCUGCCAUUGCGGGGUCCAUGCCCGGUAUCAGCCACUCGGCCUCGGGCGCCACGGUCAUUGAUCCCAGCGUUGAGCCCUCUUCGACCCUGAACCCGAGGUCCUGUGUUACCUGCAGACGGAGGAAGGUUCGCUGUGAUAAGCAUAUGCCCUGUGGAAACUGCCGCAAAGCCCGCAUCUCCUGCAUCUUUCCAGCGCCCGGCAGGGCCCCACGCCGCCCGCGACCCAGGGACCCCAAUGCACCGCCAAAGCAGACGAGUGAGCGAGAGGUUGAGUUGGUCAAGCGUCUGAGAAAGCUCGAGGGUAUAGUGGAGGAGCUGAGCGGGCAGAUUGAGGUUGAGGCGCGACACCCUUCCAGCGCUGGCGAGUCUCCCGAGGAAUCUGGUCAUGAUGCGGAACGGAGACGCCAGGACUCUGGCGGCGUUUUAUCUCCACAUUCUCUUCAAUUGUCGGGAUACCCAACAGUAUCUGCGGCUCCCGGCCGUCUUAUAACGUCGGGCAAUUCCAGCUGGGGACCGUUGCAGAGCCCAACCAUGGGCGUUAACAAGCACUUUGGCCGGCUUGUCUUGAAUGACAAGGGCAAGACUCGCUAUGUCAGCAAUGCUUUCUGGUCAAAAAUGAACGACGAGCUUGCGCAGCUGAGAGCCGAGACCCAAAAACUAACCGACGAGGAAACUCUCAACUCUGAAGACGACGGCAGCACCCCUGAUGUAGACCACCCACAGAAUGAGCUCUUGACCGACCACCACGCUUUUGUACUUGGCUACAGGUCGUCUGAUGUUGACUUGCGCAAAUUGCAUCCCCUGCCGUCCCAGAUUCCCUUUAUUUGGCAGGUUUAUGUCGAGAAUGUGGAUCCAUUGGUAAAAAUACUUCAUGUUCCUACAAUGAACCCAAUCAUCAGAAAAAUACGAAGUGACAUGGACAACCUACCGGCUGGGUUAGAGGCUUUGAUGUUCUCUAUAUACUAUGCAGCGAUUACUUCACUGGAAGAUGAUGAGGUCAAGACAAAUUUUGGUGCGGAAAAGUCCCACCUGAUAAGACAGUUUCGAUACGGCACAGAACAGGCUCUCGCGAAAGCCAACUUUCUCAACACAUCAGACCUUGUCGUCAUCCAGGCAUUUGCACUCUUUUUAGUCUUGGUCCGCCGUUAUGAUGACAGCCGUUUCUCAUGGACCCUCACUGGUCUCCUCAUUCGGAUCAGCCAAUCUAUCGGCACACAUCGAGAAGGCACGCACUUUGCCAAUCUCAAGCCUUUCGAGAUUGAAAUGCGGCGUCGGCUUUGGUGGGCCAUCUGUAUUCUGGAUUUGCGGUCAGCCGAGGAUCAGGGGACAGAGUUGACAAUUGCCGAGCACACCUUCGAUACGCAAUUCCCAUUGAAUAUCAACGAUAGCGACAUCAGUCCCGAUAUGACGGACUUUCCUAAGGAACGAGUUGGGGCUACAGACAUGACGUUUUCCCUGAUCCGAUACGAAAUCUGCAGCCUCGCUCGAAGAUUGCAUGCUGCCAGUAAUCCAAUGAACCCAUGCCCCAGGGACACACAGCUGUCAUUGGAACAGCGCGAGCAGAUGCUCCUCGAAAUGUAUGGAAGAGUGGAGGAUCGUUAUUUGAAACCUUGCAACGACCAAGAUGGUGACCUACUCCACUGGGUUGCUGCUGCUAUCGCACGCCUGAUCAUGGCCAAAAUGAGUCUGAUCAUUUAUCAACCAAUCCUAUUUCCCGCCAAUGGAGAGGACAUUUCACAAGAAGUACGCGACAGGAUAUUCCUCUCCUCUACCGAAGUCGUAGAAUACAACCGCCUGCUCAACACGGAGCCAAAGUGCAAGCAGUAUCGCUGGCUAUUCCAAACCUAUACCCAAUGGCAUGCAGUGGCCUACCUCCUGCUAGAAGUCUGUCGCCGCCCAUGGUCCAGCUCAGUAGAAAGAGCCUGGCUGGCCUUGAGCAACUCCUUCAGCGACACGGACCCGGAUGAAUUCCAGAAGCUUGCCCAGCACAAGGGCGUAUGGUUACCCCUAAAGAGACUCUUGCUCAAGGCCGGGCGCCAUCGGGACGAAGAAUUGGCCCGGCUGCAAGCAGAUCCCGAGGUGGCCCAGCAACUUGAGGACAGUUCUUACAAGACACCAUCGGCAACGUUUUCCAACCUUCCCAGUACAGUGCGAGAGACAAUCGCGCAAGACCGCUGGCGUAAGUUGGUUGGUCUGCCAGUCCCAGAACGAAAACCCCAUGGCUUUUGCUUCAACAAAGAUGUUCCUACAUCAAAUACUCAAACUCAGGCACUGCCCGAGGCCCAGCAGAAUGGUCAACCGCAACCCAAUGCCCAGCAACCUAAUUUCACGCAAACAGAUCUCGAUUAUAUAAGUGGCGUUAUGACACAGCCAGAGUUUAACCCAGCUGACUUUUGGUCCGUGGCGUUUACCGAAGGCUCGGCGAAUAUCGCUAGGCAAGCAAUAUUUGGCAAUGGCAUACAGACAGGCACCUUGCCAACGCCUCAGCAGCCACAACCACAAUCAGCGCCGUUAAUGCCACCGGCGUUAACAAGCAACGGUAGCCCCAUCACAAGCAAAGGUGGAAUCGCGUUUCCCCGCGACAGCUCGUCUACUCCUGGCAAUAUGAUUACACCUCAAACGGCGGGAAAUACCCCAAUUAAUCAACCUGCUGUGCUGUCCCAGGCUACUGGCAUGAUUGAUGACAAUGCCCCACCAUGGUUGUGGCCGAAUGCAUGGAAGUGGAAUGAUACUGAUGCAAACAGCAACAUGCUUGCUAACACACAAGACGUGGACGUCAACAUGGAAGAAGACUUCAACUGGCAAGAUUGGCAGCAGAGUAUUCGUGGGUUUGAGCUAGAUGCUGGUCUUGGGUCAGGAAUGACUGGAGGCGGAUUUUCAGGCGGCGUCUAG